This is a messenger RNA of Sordaria macrospora k-hell, 1023 nucleotides long. RefSeq lists its product as uncharacterized. NCBI's taxonomy places the organism in Eukaryota, Fungi, Ascomycota, Sordariomycetes, Sordariales, Sordariaceae. The record is from RefSeq and is a predicted model, not a curated record.
AUGUCACCACGCUUCGACUCCCCACCUCCUCCCGGCGACUCGACAGGACAUCCAGAUGUUGGCGAUGACUCUUUAUUUGCAAAGCCCCGCCCACGGCCGGCUAGAUCAUCGGCGGAAACUCGGGAGAUACGAACGCGGAACCGGAGGAGGGAGUACCUAGAGCGGAAUCCGGGGUAUUUCAAGUCUACUGAGCAUGAACUUGCUGAUCCAAUCUUAUACGACUCUCUCAUCAGGCGAUUCCAAACUCCCGCCGAGCGAGAAGCAGAAAGCAAGGAGAAGGGGUACGCUCGCGUGUUAGAGGGUUCACUGCUACGAGGGGAGGAGAAGCUUGCUAGGCUAGCGGCAGCGACGACGACGACGACGACGACGACGGAAACAGGUGGUAGUUCUGGCACUGAAGGCGGCGAGGAGGAGGCAUCAACAAGUACGGGAAUCGAGGGGGAAAUGGAAUGGCAAGGGGAGACAACGACAACGACGACGACAACCGUCACGCAGGCUCCGGUCCAGACGAUGCCGACAUUGGACAAACCAACGCCAGCUUCCACAACCACAACCACAACCACCUCGACAAUGUUCGCCACCUUCACCGCCCCAGCCCAACAGCCGCUACCUCGCUUCGGCGGCUUGAGUUUCGGCGAGCCAUCUCCAUCUUCAUCUUCACCUACGACCAGCCAGACCAUGCGGCGCCCUCCAGCACCACCGACUGCAUCAGCAACCGAAACUACUAAAAACCUAGCAGCACUGGCACUAACAGGCACCGAAACCCCCGCCCAAACCCGCGAACAAGGCCAAGAGCAAUGGCACUCCUUCCUCCGCGAGCGGUUCGUCCGCGGUGGAGAUGAGGAUUUCGAUUACGCCGGGCUGGUGGAUAACGAUGACGAGCUGGAUACCCUUGAACGAAGAGAGGAGGAAGAGGCGUGGUUUGAUGAGGAGGAGCCUGAUUGGGCUAGUGAUGGUGAUGGGGAGGAGGGAAGGAAGGUUGAGAGAGUGCUGGAGGGAGAGACCGGGGUGCAAGACUUUUGA